GCAUUUUUGAGGGUUUUUUUCUUUGUUAAAGGUACCUGCGAGCUGAGUUUUUAAUCUUUACAUCCAAACAUUUAUUUAAGGGUAUUACUGUCUAUUGCUAGUCUGGCUUUUUAAUCUUUACAUCAAAACAUUUUUGUUACGGUAUUACUGUGUGUUGCUAUUCCCCGCAAGUUUUUUUUCUCGCAUUAAUCGGUUCAUCCCCUUCGCCAAAGCGGUAUUUUGUUACGGCAUUACUGUGUGUUGCUAUUCCCCGCAAGUUUUUUUUUCUCGCAUUAAUCGGUUCAUCCCCUUCGCCAAAGCGGUAUUUUGUUACGGUAUUUCUGUCUGUUGCUAUUCCCCGCAAGUUUUUUUUUCUCGCAUUAAUCGGUUCAUCCCCUUCGCCAAAGCGGUAUUUUGUUACGGUAUUUCUGUCUGUUGCUAUUCCACGCAAGUUUUUUUUUCUCGCAUUAAUCGGUUAUCCCCUUCGCCAAAGCGGUAUUUUGUUACGGUAUUUCUGUCUGUUGCUAUCCCACGCAAGUUUUUUCUUCUCGCCUUAAUCGGUUCAUACCCUUCGCCAAAGCGCUACUGGGCAUCGCACCAGAACCAUAAUCAACCCAACGUUAACCAUCUUUUGCAUGUUGAAAAGGAUGAUUUGUCAAGAAAAACGCGUAAUGCUUUUGAGAUCAUCCCAGUUUUCCUCCCGCAAAAUAAAUAAGACCUAAAUUUCUGCAUCUACUUUACAGGGGAAAAUUAGAAGUAGAAAAUUUGGUCAGUGAAAAAGGGGUGCGUGGCGAGGCUAUUUGAGAAAUACUUUAACUGUAUCGAAAAGUGCUUUAGCACCCGAUGCGGCUUGUUAGACUUAAGCAGUGGGGGAUGAUAAUAUUUUGUUGGUGCUGUAAAAUGCUGGCAAGUAGUCGAUCGGUUGACGGCGUAGCAGUGAGCUUAAUGAAGCGAGUCACGUCCAAAGGGGAGGAGAUUCCGCCCACUAACCUGCGCGCCACUUGUUUAGCUGUCACAGGAAUUAUGUCAACGAUGACAACGAGAAAACCGCUGGGACGGCUUGUCGGUGGAAUGUAAAUUUGUCGAUAUUUUAAAGAACAUCCUUUUCUUACGCCGUACGAUCAGUUGAGAAAUUCAGUUUGCGAAUUGAUUUUCAAGCUUCUUAAUGGACAAUGCACUAGCGACCUGAAUGGUGUAGGGUUCUUUUGAUAAAUCAGUCGGCGGACAAAGAGGACUAUAGAGAUUCUUGUCUUCUCUAAUGAUAUUGCCCCUUUAAAGUCCAUGUAUAUCUUCCCUUGCAUUGUUCUGCAUUUCAUCUAAUGUUCACAUCAAAAAGGAUAUCGCUAUCGAACAAGGGUGAAAUUAACAAUGUCUGAACAGCAAUAGCUUUAAAAAUACAACAUCUCACCACAGCUGGCGAUACCAAAAAAACAUCUCUAUAACGUUGAAGAAUUUGAUUCUUUAAGAAUUCUUAGAAAUAGGUUUUAGUGCUCAGCAGUGAGUAGCAGACAACUCUCUAAACAAAAGGAUAAUCAUGUUACUUCAAAGUAAAAAGAAUUAAGUGAGUCUUCAUAAAUAGGUGAUAAAGCGUGCUGCAUAAAUAGCCCGAUAGCCAGCGAGAAAAAAAAAAGCAUAUGGCCCCAGACAUAUUUUUAAUCUAGAUCUUGCUUAUUGCAAUUGUUUUAAUUCUAAAUUAGCCGUGUGGUGCGUAACCCCUGAAGGUGAAACACCCUUAGAGUGGUGUGUAAUCAUCUCUAAGAUAUACGAUAUACAUUGUCGCACCAUGGUGAGGCUUUUCAGGGAAAAAAAGAAACCUUUCCUAGGAACAGUUCAAGGCAAGACCCGUCGCCUUUUAGGCACUUUAAGCUUAUUGGAUUUCGAGCUAAUAAUGGUUUAGCAUGAAAACUUAAUGUUCCUUUUAAUGAUGGAGAUCAUUCGUGAACAAUAAAUUAAGCCAAGGGAUGCCAGGUGAAUGGAAACUCAAAAUUUCCCAAUUGGCAUGGACUCAUAAUAGGCACAGUUAAUGAGUGGGAGAAGUUGUUGAAAUGUUCAGAUAAGCAGAUUGAUUAUAACCGCAAAUAAAGUAAAAAACCUAGUUCACUACUACUCAUCUAAUGAGCAGGACAAACAUAUAGAAAACACACUCCAUCUUUUGUUGGCAAACAUGGCCAACACCUAAAAAACUGAUGACCAAUCUAUCUAUUCCAAAAUUGCGUGAAAAAGUUUUAAUUUUUGUCGGCUCAUAGGGACUUGCACAUGUGACACCGAAAGGCCCUGAAGGGAUUUUUAUAUAAAUGCAUUUUAAAAAGUCGAACUAAGACAAAUGGACAAUAGUGCUCACGACAAAGACUGGUAGGGACUGAAACUAUAUUCUUCAUUUUACCAUACCAUAGCAACAAACUACCGGUAGGGGUUGUCGAAUUACCCUCUUUGAAAAAAAAAAUACAAAUAGCACCAGGACAAAGGAAAAGCCGGAAUGUUUACCGGUGAUAACGAUUUGCCCAAACAAAUGAAGUUUGGAUCGCUGUAAGUUUGACUUAACACCUCCGUUGGGUAAACCUCAGUCGGCGGAACAGAUCGGCAAAGAUAUAAGGUUAUAAACUCGAUUCUUUUUUUAAUAAAAAAGAUAGGCAAGAGUUUGUUUUGAACUUUGGUCGAGUUUCAUUUUAGGUAUUGUCAUUAAAAAAAGGCUUUUAAAGUGUUUCGUAAACAAUGUUAUUAAGAUUUUCAAAUAUUGAAUAACAAUAAAAGAAGGCUAGACCAUUUAGCUAUUCCCUAAAACAGCCUCCACUAACAGGAAUCGCACAGUUUCGAUCCUCUCUCUCGGCCAGCUUUUGAAAUUCAGUGGCGCCAACAAGCCUGAGUCUACACUAACAAUCAUGAUAUUAUUCUAUUAGUUUAAGUUCAAGUAAUCAGGAGUGCUGAGUAUUAUCACAACAAUAAAAAAGCGAACAAGGCUUAAGAAAGCGAGGUGUUAGCUUGAAGAAAAGCCUUCGGGGGGAACAGUUAUUGCUAGAACAACCAAUACGGACACUGAAGCACCGAACAGAACAUUCCAGAGCAAGCUGAUAGACACCGCUGAUCUUGUAAGUUAUUAAGAAAACGAGGAAAAGAAAAAAGAGUAUGUCUAUACAUGCUUUAUGAUAAGAUACUUUUUUAUGAUUCUAAAAUGUAUUUCUGGUUUAAGCAGGAGACAGCCGGAUUUUUUGUGUGUAUUCUGUAAGUGUCUAUACACAGUAUAACGCUUGCAUAGCAUAGUGUCUUAGCACAGUAAAAACGUAUGUGAGGGUGUGAGUGUUUGGAUGGUAACAAGUCGGUUUUUCAGGAUUGUUUGGACGGGAGUAAGCUAGCGUCCUGCGGGAAACACAGUUGGGAAUCUGGCCAUUUGCUAAGGUGUUCAAGUAUGUUUACUUUUAAAUCACACAAGCUCCAUAGGCGGUAUUACAUCAAACGAAUAACGCACAUGUUUGCCUACAAUUCUUGUUAACAAAGGCAGUUCGCGUGCUUUACUGUUCCCAGGUCAAUAGAAGACGUAAACAGAUUGAUCUCCUAGAGUUCGAGAGCUUUCACAACAUUUUUUAAUUUAGUAUUUCUAUUCGGUUUUAACUUUAUUUAGUGGCGGGUAUUUUGAAGCAAGGCGUGUUAUUAUUCAUUCGCAUACUACAGUGUGGGCUGGUCGGCGUGGACAAAGAACUUUUAAUUGGUGCUAGCUUCACAGUAGUUGCUUAAACAGGGAAUUUGUUUUGCCAACUUGAUGAGAUAUUUCCUGAAACUACCCUUACACAAACUGUGACGGCCACAUACUUAGAAUAUGGACUUAAGUAAUUAAGUAUUACCUAAUGCUAGUGUACUUCGUCGAAUUGUAGCCAUAGCGAAUCUUUUUCAUAACCACCAUUGAUACGGCAAUUAAAAUGUUACGAUACUAGUCAUUAACAUAUAGUAAACUGUUUGCUUUUUAUCCCAAGUCAUUUUGCUCGCGUAGAGACUAAUGCUGUGUUUACAAUUGAGCGUUCAACCUAGGUUGAGUAACUACCCAACCUAGGUUAGAUUUGGAGUGUGUGUGAACACGCUCGAAAUAGCCACUAAUGUGCCAGCAAUUACAAAGGAUCCGCAACCUAGGUUCGGUUGAGCUCAACCAUUCCAGGAGGCAUGGUUGAGCGUACUCAACCGAGGUUACAGGCAAAUCUGUUGACAGUUCUUGCGCUUUCCGAUGUCAGUCAUUUCUCAAAUAGUGUUUACUCAAUAGUCAUGAGAUUACCACAUGUUUUCUAGAUCUGCGCAUUUUGCUGGACAUUUUAUACAAUACUUUACAACAAACUUGUUUUCAAGUCAAGGGACUGCGAAUCCCUAACGUACUAGCACAAAAAAACUCGACGAAAACGACAAACAUAACAGAAAACAUCAGGCAAGGUGGUCCCUAAAAGAUCAUCUUGAAUUAUAGUGAAUCUCAAGCAGAAGCCACCACAGAAUAACAAGAACGGCCAGGAAAAUCACAAUAAUCGCAGCAGCAAUUUGACCUCAGAAUUCAAAUUGAUAACACCGGCGCUGUUCCAGCUGAAUGAUCAACCGAGGUUAAGUUUUCAAGUUUAAACGCAUUUCUCCUAACCGGGGUUCAGUUAACCACAAACUGAACCUAGGUUGACGCUUAAUGUAAACACAGCAUAAGUAUCUCUCUAUACAUCCGUUGCCAUGGUACAUCUAUUGAAAUCAUAACGUCAUAUAAUAAUUAUCAGUAAAUAAAGUGAGCCCUCGGCCAAGUGCCUUUGCCAAAUCCCUAGGCAGCUUUACUGAGCUGGUGAAUGUGAAAUCUAGCGAAGUACCCCUUGUAUACAGCAGCUUUUUGUUAAUUUUAACAAAGUGCUGCCAACAGCCCAUCUAGCAUGCUAAGCAAUUCUUUCACAAGCAAGUGCGAUAAGGGGUUUUAUUUUAGAAUCCAUGCGGUUCAGAGUUAUUAGAACAUAACAUCGGAGUUCUUAAUUUAAUUACUACCAUUGUUGUACAAAGUUUGAAGUUGCCGACACGUUCACCGAAAUCAUUCGGCAAGUUAUUAUUGUAUAUGCGCACAUGUGAAGAAAUCCCGCAGCCGGUUUCUUUUUUCCUUUUUUGACGGGAGGAAGAUAAGGUGGGCUUGCUUGCUGGGGAUGGUGAGGACCGCCUAAUGCAAGAGAGAUGCCUGGCACGUGCGGCCUAUACAUCAAGUGUUCAUACUUUGUUUUAUCCCUUUUCCGCGGACAACUGAGGACGCGCGGACGCGCAAAUUAUUAUCAGUCUUUUCAAAUACAAUAUAUAUGCGAUAUCCAACAAAGUAAAAUUAAAGGAAAUAAGUGAAGAUCGCGUGUCGUUUUGCGUCUUGCAACGGGGUUCCACGAGUCGAAUAAAAUAUGUAUUCCAUUAGCCGUGAAUAAGUCUAGGCCCCUAAGUCUACAUGACGACGAAAGAGCAAACAAUCGCGUUGAUCCGACGACAAAAUUAACACUUAGCGCCUUCAUAAGUCAAUAGUCCGUUUGCUCGCUUAAUUCGAAACGCACACUUCUCACCUAAGCUUUAGGAGGAUCAGGACAAGAGCGAGUAAAAAUAUAUCUGAUUCAAAACAGCGCGAUAAAGAGCUAGUUGCAAUGAUUGGGACAAGUGAAUCCUCAGGUUUUAAUUCGUAUAGAUGCUUAUCUGUCUGAUCAGGAUGCGCGUGUUCGGAGAGACAGCGUGUAACGUGCCUCAUGCUCGCAUAUAUGCUAGCAAGAGAAUGCAGGGGCUUUUGUAAGGAGUGCGAACCAGCAAUCGGACAAGUGCCGACAUCUUCCAUGUCACAACAUUGUCGAGAGGGGGCGUUUCGCUACAAUUUACACUCCAAAUUCGAACAAGAACGUAAUACGAUCUCUUGAAGCAAACUCUUUGGGAAUCCUAUAAUUAAUCAUAAGUGCCCCCAGGUAGCUGACCUCGGAAAUCGCUCCCAUUGUUUUGAAAGCUACUGGGCCUGCCUGACUUAGAUAAUAAGCCCCGAGAUUGACUUGCCCUACACACAGCUGUACUGCCUCUCUUGGCCUUUCACAAAAGGUGAUAUUUAUUGUGAGCGGACAACUUGUCCAGCCUUAGUUGAACCGUCGGUCAAUCAAAUGCGGCACAUCAAAAGGUCUCUAAUCAACCCUAUCAGUUUUUAGUCUAUCGAUAAUAUUUUUUUACAACCACGCCUGACUAGCAAUAUUAUUCUUGUGUGUUCUUUCUGGGAUCACAGGCCGAAACCACAGUUAGUCGAAGUGCUUGAUAAAGUGCGCGUGAAACAGAUCGUGCAUGCAGAGCGGAGGCGGCGAAACAGACGCUUUGUUUACUGAAGAGCCACCAAUCUAUCAGGCAAACACUUGGGCAAUUGAGAAAGAAGGACCGCAGCUCACUUGUGCUUAUUCAAUAAUCUCUUUAUGCAGUUCCCCAAGACCGAGGAACUACUAGACACGGCGAGUAGUCAACCAAGCACUGGGAUGCUAGCUGCAACUUGUAGUCGCAUUGGACAUCAGCAAUCGCCACCAGUCGCGGACGUGACUACAGCAAAGGGAUUCUACCCAUGGAAAUCGCCGCCUCAUCUUGAAAGUGUGGCCCUACAAAGAGCUCGCUUUAACGGAGAACCAAGCAUAGGGGGGAUAACUUCGGCGUUUACUUCAACAUAUGAGACUUCACUGAGUGAGCGGCCGGUAGAGAACGUGUACACAGUUUGCAAUAGCUUAGCGGCUGGACGUGGCGGUACGUCUUCAAGCCCUGUGGCUGUAAUGAGUCGAAUGCAUCAAUCGAUAUCAGACUAUCCUCGUAUUGGUCACUCGUAUCACGAAAACCCCUGGUAUAAACAGUCGCUAGACCACCACACACAUGCUCAGCACAGGCAAGGCUUUUGGGAGGUUCACGGCGGUCCCUGGCUUGAGGGAUCGACUUCAGCAGCCUCGUAUCAUCCUCCUCUUAGCCAUUUCUCGUCGGGGCUGCCGCACGAAUACACGUCGAGUAACGUGCCUCAUCCAGUGCCCGCAUUAGCACCAACGGUGACUGUAGGGAACCACCCGCACUUCUUCCCCCCUACAUCAUACCUACCUGGUGAUCCAAUCAAGUCCUCCUACCCUACGUAUAUUGACGGCCCUGCUUCGUACUUCCCGGGAACUGCGGCGUUUUUACAGUCAACGCCGAGUCUCGUGCCUAGAACUACCCGUCGGUACACUGGACGAGCCACUUGUGACUGUCCAAAUUGUCAGGAUAACGAGAGAAUGAGUGCAAGUGGAGCACCCUUCAGGAAAAAGUCCCAGCAUAUCUGCCACAUCCCCGGCUGCGGGAAGGUUUACGGCAAGACCUCGCAUUUGAAGGCGCAUUUACGGUGGCACACGGGAGAACGACCAUUCGUGUGCAAUUGGCUGUUCUGCGGGAAAAGGUUCACGCGAUCGGAUGAGCUACAAAGACAUCUACGUACUCACACUGGAGAAAAACGCUUCGCGUGUCCUAUCUGUAGCAAGCGCUUUAUGCGCGGUGAUCACUUGUCAAAACACGUUAAAACGCAUAAUAAUAUCACACCAAAGAAAGCGGACUCUGAAAAAUCUGAGGAUGAGAAAACCACGAACUCGGAGGAUCAACGGAGUGAGGAAGAAUCUAACAAUGUUUGCGUCUCUGAGUCCCUCGCAGACUCAGUUCGUACGCGCAUUCUAAGUGACUCAUGAAGCCUUGUAAAACCCACAGUAUGAUUCAUGUGAUAGUUUGGAGGCAUCGCUUCACUAGUAUAGCGCAAAUUGUUUAUUUCUCUAAAAUAAUCAAAAUGGGACUAUUCUAAGGAUGUUUUCAGUAGCACUAGUUAACUGAUAUGGUUGACUAAUAGCAAAAUGCUUGACUCUUUCUAGACUAUUAUUACAUAAAAGGCACCGCAUAUCGGCUCUUAAAAACACGAAAAGGAAUUUAGAAAAAAAAGUUUUAACAGGGGCGAAUUGCGAGCACAAUUUCACGAGUUUCUAACAGUAGGAGUGUAAAUAUAAGCACUGUUGAAGCUGUUUGACCAAGUCAAAAGAGAACUAGAACAAUUUUUACGGCUUUGCGUUGGAAGCCAAAUUCCGUUUGAAAUUACAGAAAUUCAUAUUUAUUACUUAAAGUGUUGUAUAUUCAAGCUAUUUAUGGUUAUAAUCACAACAGCUAUUUUUCUUGCCUUUUGGUCUUGAAAAUAUAGCCUGUCCACUCUCUAGAGCUUUAAUAUUUACAGAUACAAGACAUUGAAUUUUCGACCUUCUUGGCAUAAAGACGAGAGAGCAGAAAAUUUUCGAUUAAAAGAAGUGUCCGGUAUUAAA
Messenger RNA from Nematostella vectensis (starlet sea anemone), 8276 nucleotides. Its product is annotated as transcription factor Sp9. Gene Ontology annotation, biological process: regulation of transcription by RNA polymerase II. The record is from RefSeq and is a predicted model, not a curated record. Lineage: Eukaryota; Metazoa; Cnidaria; Anthozoa; Actiniaria; Edwardsiidae. The coding region runs from base 6390 to 7661 and encodes 423 amino acids. Gene Ontology annotation, molecular function: DNA-binding transcription factor activity, RNA polymerase II-specific; RNA polymerase II cis-regulatory region sequence-specific DNA binding. The transcript is spliced from 2 exons.